GGCGCAACAGACUCAUCGUGGUAAAUGUAAACGGUUUAUAGGAUAGAGGUUGUAAGUGAGCAUUUCACAGCGAAUGUUACGCUUGAUGAAUUGUUUUCGUUUACCAGCUAACGUUACAUUUACAGGAUUAAGCGACACUUUAUGACAAUAGCAUAGGGUAAACACAAUGAUUUCGUCAAGGACAGAGCAUGUUAUACUAUGUCAGAUUCCUAAACCAACCUAAUGAAACAGCACAUGAAACGUUUAGUAUUAGCAUCUUAAAGUUAUGCUGCCAUCCAUUUAUCGUGGGAUAUGGGGAGCUGCUGUCCACACACUAAGGACAAGCAGAGGAACUCCACCUUGCAGAUUCUUAUCCACCUGCGAUGAAGUCCCGGUUGGACUGGCAGAUGCUGAGAGCAUCUUUGCCUUAUCAUCAGGCCAUGGCAGGUGUGGGGUGGCUGUCGUCAGAGCCAGUGGUCCAGCCUCAGCCACAGCUCUGAGAUGUAUGGUGGGGCUCUCACGCAGCCUUCCUCCUCCACGCACCGCUCUGUUACGCAGCAUCAGAGACCCCCAAUCAAAAGAAGUUCUGGACCGUGGACUUGUCUUUUGGUUCCCAGGUCCUCACAGUUUUACAGGAGAGGAUAGUGUGGAGUUCCACAUCCAUGGCGGCCCUGCUGUGAUUACUGCUGUCUUACAGGCUCUAGGAAGUGUGCCUGGCAUGAGGCCUGCUGAAGCUGGUGAGUUCACUCGGAGGGCCUUUCAAGCAGGGAAACUGGAUUUAACAGAGGUGGAGGGGCUUGGAGAUCUGAUCCAUGCUGAGACAGAGGCUCAGAGAUGACAGGCUCUGAGGCAGAUGUCAGGAGAGCUCGGGUACCUUUAUCAGGACUGGACCCACAAACUGAAACGGUGUCUGGCUCAUGUUGAGGCCUUCAUAGACUUCAGUGAAGAUGAAUUAAUUGAGGAUGGGGUCUUAAACCAAGUGGACCGAUGGGUGUGUGAUCUGCAGGCAGAGAUGGAGCGCCACCUAAAAGACGAGAGGAGGGGCGAGCGGUUACGCAGCGGAGUCCAGGUGGUCAUUGCAGGAGCCACCAAUGCAGGGAAAAGUAGCCUUCUUAACACACUCUGCCAGAGACCUGCAGCAAUUGUGUCUCCCAUUGCUGGCACCACCAGAGACAUAGUAGAGACGGCACUGGACAUCGGGGGAUUCCCUGUCCUCUUGAGUGACACCGCCGGCCUCAGGGAGAGCCCAGACUUGGUGGAGAGAGAGGGGGUCCGCCGAGCUCGGGAGAGAGUGGAACAGGCAGAUCUGACGCUGGUUGUUGCGGACUGUGCUCACCUCCCCUCUGAUGCACAGCAGGCUGCAGCCUUCCUUCAGGAGCACCUCAGGAGUGUCCUGCCCACCCAGGAGCAGCCUGAGUCGGUAUUUCCUGCAGACAGGUAUGUGCUGGUGCUGAACAAAAUUGACCUGCUGCCUGAGGAGCAGAGGCAGAAGCUCGACAGGCAGCUAAGACGAGUCCCUGGAUUCCCUCCUGUCUGUCUGAUCUCCUGCCAAACUAAUGAAGGACUGCAUGACUUUCUCACAGUGCUGCACAACAGUGUGAAAGCUUUGUGUGGCGACCCUCUGUCUGGUGCCCCCACCUUGACCCAGGCCCGCCACAGGGCCCACCUGCAGCAGUGUUUUGCGGCCCUGGCUCAGUACCAGCGGUACCGUGACCUCGACCUUGCUCUAGCAGCCGAAGGUGUUCGUUUGGCUCUCACCAGCCUGGGCCGGAUCACUGGACGUGUCGGUGCAGAGGAGAUCCUAGAUAUCAUCUUCAAAGAUUUCUGCAUUGGAAAAUGACCAAAUGAGUGUCUGUGAAAACAUGAAGUAUGUGCCUGCUCAGAAAGGAAGGCUGCAUUCUUGCUUAUUCCCAGAGUGUCAGUAAAGAAUACAAGACAAAAAGAGCAGCACCUCGGCACCUUGCCAGGCUUCGAGGCAAAGCAAAAGUGUUAAGAGUAAAAUAAGCGCUCUUGACUGCAGGGUCAUUUUGCUCCCAAGACACAGACAUCUUUGUUUUCUGUUAAUGCUCUGCAACAGACCGAAAUAGUUUGAACUUGAUGACAGGUGCCUCUGAGGCCCCGUGUGCUGGCCAAGUGUUUGGCAAGUCUUGAGUAAUGUAAAAUUAGUUAUUGAAAGCCUUUGAUAGGUGAACAUUGGGCUCUUGGGCCGCAACAUUACAGCCAAGAUACCUACAGUAAGAACAAGCCAGCUGCAGACCUGUGAAGGACAUGGUCUAAAAAUGUGGAUGUUUACUUAAACUGCAGGACAAUGAAUUUCCUUUUUUUGGGGGUUGGGGGGGACAUUCUAAUAAUGUUAAUGUACCAUAUGUUGUUUUAUUUACUCAAUUAUCUUCUUUUCAUUCUUGUAUGGCCUUGAUACAGGUUGCAAGUUACUAGAAGGUCAAGUUUAUAUAAUUUACAAAGAAAUAGGACAUUUGUAAAGCUAUUUAAAAUUUGGACAGUAGUUAUUCCAUGCAACAUGUCACAUCAGGUCUUGAUGUGUAGUAAGGGGAUAAUAACAAAUAAAAUGUUAUGUCAUGACUGAAUCCAAAAAGAGAAACAUAAAAAAUCUUAUAAUCAAUAAGUGGUGAUCAUCUUUAAACCUGCAUUCAUUUCAGAAUUUUGACAAAUGUAGUGCAACAACAGUUUGAAUUGGUGAGGUCUAAAUCCUACAUUUCAAUUCCAGCUUCAACAAUAAAGCACAUUAUAAUGUAUACAACGUUUGGAUCAGAGUGCUCCGCUCCCCUCUCUGCUCUGUGGGAAGGGGACGUUUUUGGAGGCAAUGCUUUUUCGUGCCCUUUGUUCCCCUGUCAAUCUGAGCCCGAUCAAAUAUUUAUGUUUCCUCGUUGAACUUCUCACCCUUCUUCCCCAGGCGGUUUCUUCUCUGACGACAGUUGCCCUGCUGUACUUCAGCACCGUCUCGCUAUCUUUUUCUCUCUCUCCACUUUGUCUCUGCUACCUGACCUUUCCUCUUUCCGCACUGCCCUGUCAGCCUUUUGGUCCUCUUUCAUGUCCCCCCUGAUUAAUCACCACACAGGGGGAGUUUGAAGCUAAAAGCAGGAAUUGCUGUCGUACAAUUAGUGGCAAUAAAUUUUGGAGCCUGGUUUGUCUUUGAAGUAGGGCCUGUGACAUUUCUUUACCACAGAUGUGAAAAGAUGUGUUAUAUAAUAAUUUCCAUUACAAUACCUUGAUUUUGUACUGUAUUUCCAUACCAAAACAAUAUUUAUUUCGAUAACUUAUUUUCAGAAAGUUAUUCUGAUUGGUCUACAACUUUAAGUUUUGAAAUGUUUUAACAAUAUUAUAUGGACUGCAAGGAAGUUUGUCAAGGUCCCCAGAGGAUGUCUCUCAAAUGUGUGUGUAUAAGUUGAACGGUUACGGUUUGCCACCAAUAUUUAAUACAGAUGAUGAUAUGCACUUCACAACCGUCCAGUUGUCCAAUACUACAAACUCGCUUCAACUGUGCUUUCUGUUUCAAGCUUCUUAGAAAAUGUCAUUAAGGUAACAUAUAGAUAUUAAACAUCAGCAUGUAAGUAUCAUCCUUAGCAGCCAUUUGGCUUGUCAUAUGUAAAAAGAUGUUUAGGGAAGAAAUAAAAUAAACCUAAAGCAAUAUAAAAACACAUAAUUAAAGUAAUUAAGAUUAUUAAAAUGUUAACACACAAUAGUAAGAUUUAACAGCCAGUUUUAUCUAAAUUUCAUCUAAUACAUGUUAAGGUUUUUUACUUGAUUACUGGAUGGCGCUACAGGAGAAAUCAUAGAAUCACAAAAGCGAUAAGGAAUCAUGCAUGUAACAAAUUUCACUUAAAUCCACCAAUACAUGGCAUUCCUUGUAAUAGUUGUUUGCGAUAUUUCAAUCUGGACCAAUGGGGAAUAGACAGAAAACAAGGCAAAAGUAAAAUAAUGACAGUGUAAAUAGUUUAAUUAUAAAACGCAACUGAAUGUGUACACUUAUAAGUGAGUUAAAUAAAUGGACAACAUUUAAAAGAUAUUGAUGCUAAUAACUCAUUCCACUUUUUUCUUAUUGUGGAAAUGUUAGUCAUGACUUGGUUCACAGCUCACUCAGUGGCGGUACUGUAAGCUUUCUGUCUGUCUGUUUCCUGUAGUUAUGAUUAAUGGCUGUCCGGAGGAGUGAGGUUGACGUAGCCAUGUCGAGUACAGUCAGUUCCACCCUGUACCCAUUUGACUUAAAGUCGAGGUCUGUGUGGGUCACUGUGCCUGCGUGUGUGUUCAGGUCUAUACACUUGGUGUUAAACAAAGGAUUUCCUGAGAACAAGAGGCAGACUGACUUACCUGUAACACUCACAUCCAUCAGUGGAGUCAUUCUCAAUGCGCAAUUAAAGCUUGCCAGAAAGAAAACAGUAAGGAAUUAUAAAAUAAAACACGAGAAUUGCUAAUGAAUCGCUUCAUGAAAGUUUUAGAUUUAGAUUUGAAAAGAGGUAUAUAAAUGAGUCAUCACAUUUCAUAGUGAAAUAUUUGUUUAAAAUAAAAAAAAUGAAACUUUUCAAUGGAAAAAAGAUUACUUUUCAAUUAAAUAUUCCUAUUAAAUAACAAAAACUCUGAAAUUAAAUGAAAUUAUGUGUGUCCUACUCAUCCAGCUUUGGGAUACAAUGCUUCAUCAAUUUGGAGUCUUUAUGUCACAUGACUGAAGAUUUUGAAAAGAAAUGCAACUUUUUAGUUGGUGAAAAAAAAUUAUUUACUUUUCAACAAGAAAACAGCUGAAUUUUCAAAGUUUAUUCAUAUAAUUUAGAAAUUCAAAGAAAAAUAACAAUUCAUAGAUGGCUUCCCUACAUGUCAAGUGUCCUUUCUACUUUGAUUUGGAGGCACUGGGUCAAGUAGUCAAGACAUUACAGAUAAUGCCAUAAACAAGUCAGAACAAAUAGAAUGUGAUGUGAUAGGUUAUAGUGUAGUAGUAAAAUUCAUUAAAAAUGUAACUGUUACUCUGGGUUUCAGCAUAUGAAGCAAAUUGUUCAUAAGGGAGGAUUGAAAGGGGGAAACAGAUGCAGAAAAAGCAUGGAGUCAUGCGGCCCAGGGUCUCACAGCUCAUCGUUCUCGGCUUAUGAAAGGAAAAGGAAGUAGUAAAGCUUUAGAACAGUUCCUAUAACAGCUACCGUAGUAGAGUGUUAAAAUGCUGUGUAAAAUGGCAAUUAUUCAUUUAUUACUCAAAUGUACUUUACUUUACUAAGUAAUUGAAAACUAACUACCUAAGAUAUGCUAAAUAUUUUCCUUCUGAUUUCUGGCACCCAAAUAUUUACGACUGCUAGCGAGUCCAGGGAUGUGAUGAUGUAUUUAUGACUUUGUCUCUGUAUGUAUUGUCAUCCGGCCUGCGGAAGAAAUUCAAACAUUAAAUUCUGUGUUAGUGGAUGCUAUUUUAAGAGUAUUCUGUUUAUAGCAGACAGUAAGCAGCUGCUGGCAGAAGUCCUGUCUGAGUGUUUGUUGAAUUUUUAACGAUGGAGAGACGAAACAAGACUGAGGGCAAUACAGUUCAGGAGUGAGUCAGUUUGUGGUUCAUUUUAAUUCCAAAUAAAAGAUUUACAGUAUUACAAAAAUAACAAGAACAAUAUUUACACCAGUGUAAUUGACAUUUUUACAUUUACCUUGGAUGGUACCAAGGCUUUUCAACCAAUGUUUAAACUUAAACACACGUAAAUAUUCUAUUCCAAGCAGAGCUAAACAAAGCAUGCGUAGUCCAACAACAGCAUGUCAUCUAUAUGGACUCUUUAUUAUGUACACAUUAAAGUUUGUUGUAUAAGGAAUAUAUACAUGUCUUUCUUUGAUUUUUUAAGGGCAAAGUGUUGAUCAAUGUUUCUUCGGUUAUCAGUCUGCAAGUUCAUUUCAUCUCACCUGUAAGACAAAACAUUGAUAAU
Eleginops maclovinus (Patagonian blennie) is the source of this 5879-nucleotide messenger RNA. RefSeq names its product GTP binding protein 3, mitochondrial (gene gtpbp3). Gene Ontology annotation, cellular component: cytoplasm; mitochondrion. Lineage: Eukaryota; Metazoa; Chordata; Actinopteri; Perciformes; Eleginopidae. The record is from RefSeq and is a predicted model, not a curated record. Gene Ontology annotation, molecular function: protein binding; GTP binding; GTPase activity. Gene Ontology annotation, biological process: tRNA wobble uridine modification; tRNA methylation. The transcript is spliced from 11 exons.